Messenger RNA from Baudoinia panamericana UAMH 10762, 1056 nucleotides. RefSeq lists its product as uncharacterized. The record is from RefSeq and is a predicted model, not a curated record. The coding region runs from base 1 to 1056 and encodes 351 amino acids. Gene Ontology annotation, molecular function: acetyltransferase activity. NCBI's taxonomy places the organism in Eukaryota, Fungi, Ascomycota, Dothideomycetes, Mycosphaerellales, Teratosphaeriaceae. The transcript has a single exon.
AUGGCUCACAACACUUCCGGCCAUAAGCAGACGCAAAUGGCUCUGGACCCAAAAGAUAGGCCACGCUAUUCGAAGGAGCAAUUGCAGACGUACUUUGAGCGCAUCAAGCUGCCACAGAAGUGUCUCGAUUCACCCGUCUUCACAGAACCAGCUCUUGCUAAAACCACGGAGCAUGGCCUUCCACUCGUACAUGCUAUGACCCGCUAUCACGCUGCUUUCGUCCCGUUUGAGAACCUCGAGCUUCACUACUCCUCACACAAGACGAUCAGUCUCAACAUGGACGAUCUGUUCACCAAAUUCGCCGAACGUGGCCUUCAGUACGGCCGCGGUGGGCGCUGCAUGGAGAACAACGGUUUCUUCGGUACAGUUCUACGAUCACUGGGUUUCGACGUCCGCAACUGCGCGGGCAGAGUCAGCCGUAUGCAUAACCCCGACCGCACCGUUCGCGAGCAGCAAGGCCAGACGUAUGACUGCUGGAAUCACAUGCUAAACCUUGUCCGCUUCGACGAUGAAUGGUACAUCGUCGAUGUAGGCAUGGGCGCGAUGGGACCUAACACCCCAUACCCGCUGCGUGAUGGAUAUGAAACUGUGAGUCUGUCUCCCAGACGCAUCCGGCUGCAAUGGCGAAGUAUACCCGAGCACGCGGCGGGAAGGUAUGAAGAUGCGCAGAAGCUAUGGUGCUACGACGUCUGCUAUCACCCUUCCGAAACGGAUCCAUCAAGUAACAUCUGGACGCCCACCUACUGCUUUACGGAGACGGAGUUCUUACCGCAGGACUACGAGAUGAUGUCGUGGUUCACAUCAACCCACCCGAAGUCUUUCUUCACGAAGUCGUUGCUAUGCACGAGGAUGCUGAUGGCGGAUAGAAUUGAGGAGUUGGUUGGCGAUCUCACCAUGUUUAAUGACCGUGUGGCGAAGACGGUGGAGGGAAAGAGGGCGGUUGUGAGGGAGCUGAAGACGGAGCAGGAGAGGAUUGAUUGCUUGAAGGAGAUGUUUGGCAUCAAUCUCACGUCAGAGGAGAAGAGUGGCAUCACCGUGGGUGUGCUUGAGAGUUGA